Messenger RNA from Drosophila willistoni, 2874 nucleotides. RefSeq names its product ATR-interacting protein mus304. The transcript has 5 exons. Gene Ontology annotation, biological process: DNA repair; DNA damage checkpoint signaling. The record is from RefSeq and is a predicted model, not a curated record. NCBI's taxonomy places the organism in Eukaryota, Metazoa, Arthropoda, Insecta, Diptera, Drosophilidae. Bases 242 to 2737 code for a protein of 831 amino acids.
AAUUGGCUAUUCCUAUAAAACGCUUCAAUUCAAAGCGAAACGCAGCCAACUUCACGAAGAAACAAAAAAACAAAACAAAAACAAAAUCUGCCAUAAUUAAAUGAAGGCUAUGGAAUGAACGAAUAGAAACGUAAAUCUUUGAGUCUCCGUUGGCUUCGUCAAUUCCGAAUAUGAAUCGCCGUCUUAAUGUAACUUCGAAUUUAAAUUGGACUUACUGAACUGAUUGUGGAUUCCGGCAGAAAUGUCCUCGAAACGAUACUCUGCGAUGAAGAAUUUUGCACGGGCCAAGAAACCUAAAUUAGACAUUAGUGUGAGUCGUGGUCGUCCUGUGAGUCCGAAAAGGGAAACUAACAUUGGGAACAGCACGUAUGUACUGCAAGCUUCUGCGGAUUUACGAAAAAAUGAUAUUGACGUUGAUUUUUGGGAUGAUGAUGACGACGACGUUAUCCUUAUGGCUACACAACUGGCUGAGGCGGCCGAAGCCGUGCGCAAGACGGAUGAGAACACCAUGACAUUUACUCAAUUUUCUCCAAAAGGAGGCACAAGCACACAGGGUCCAUCUCCUCCUCCUCCUGUGAUCGAGAAGAAUUGUCUGCUAGUAAACAGUGAAGACUUUGAGUUCGAAGCGCCAAUAUUAACAUUUAUAGCCCCCUCCGAUGCGAAUGAUCCUGGCCCUAGCAACUACAGCCAGAAAACUACCGAAGCUCGCCGGCAACUGGCUCAGGAGCGUCAAAUCAAAUUUUUAAUGGAACGCCUUGAUUUAAUUAAAAAGGAUAAUAUAAAGUUGAAAAAAGAACUAAGUGACAGCAACGAUGUUACUAAGGUUAAAAGCGGUGAGGUCAGCCUGUUACGCGAUGAAUUAAGGCAUGUGCGUCAGCAGCUGCGAGCCACUAAAAUGGAGAAACUAGCUUUGGCCGAUCAAAAGGCGGUGGUAGAAGCCAAGCAUAUCUCAGUUAAUGAGGCAGUAUUAAAACUUAAAUAUGCAGAAGUCAGAAGUGUAAAGCUAAAUCAGGCUAAAGCCGCAAAUGAUAUAAAAAACUACUACAAGCAAGAAGGGCGGAGCUUGCCGCGACAUUUUCUAAGUAUGCCAAAAUUGGAGAUUCAAGCAAAAGCCGCAAGCGAGCUAUCAUUGGCGUCAAAUACUUACCCCAACAUUUACAAACAGGAUCCCAUUCGAAACAUAGAAAUCAAAAAGAGUUUAGGAAGCAGGGUUGGAGCAUUGUUUAAAGCUGACUUCGAUCAGCUUUUAAUCAAUUAUGCACAGUUGGAGAAGAAACAAUUGACAAAGGAAUACCAACAUUUGGGAAUUCUUAAUUCGGUUUGCAAAGUUUUUUCAGAAUUUUGGUCAUAUGCACACAAUUUGGAAUCUUUACCCAACAGGCAGGUCUAUCCGUAUGUUUUCUACCCUUUAUUAGGCGGGAAUCAACGAUCUCUACAUGAUCUAUACCAACCGCUACCCCUUUAUCGUGGAGAACGUUUUGUUUUUCUGCGUCGUUAUUUGGCACUCCUAUCUCUAAUGUGUAGUCACAACAGAGCUAUAGCAGAAGCAUUGCUACACCUUAAGCAUGGUCAAGUGAGUUUACUCCAAAUAGUCAGCGAUUCCAUAAAAAUUUUGGGGUUCUCUCAAGAUCUUCCAGAGCAUUUUGGUCUACUGGAGGGAUUUGGUGCGUUUUUAACUAGUUUGCUAAGAAAUGCAUUUGGCGCAUCGUCUCCAGAUGUGUUAAAUCCUUUGUUUGACCUAUUAAAACAGUUGGUAUUUACCCGACCCAGUCCAUGGGUAUUCGGUCAGUUAAGUUCAUGCAUGCUGGCCUGUUCUCAAAAGGCUGCCUGGCCCAAUCUAAUGUCUCAGAUGUGUGUCAAUAGUCCAAAAACUUGCUUCAUCUCUGAUCGCGUACGAUCAAUUUAUCGUUUUGGAACGGACUCGUGCCUUGUGCAGGUCUAUGCUGGUUUAAUUGAGUUAUGCUUUUUCAAUGCAUUGCCUUUGGAACCAAGCCACUUCCAGUUGUUGUUGUCUACAUGCAGAAAUCAUGUGGACUUUGUUUACCAGUGCUUUCAAAAUCCGCCUGACUUUAUACUCAAAAUGCUGCCAUCUCUGGGUGAUGCAGAAGAUGAUGAUGAAAUGGCUGAGAGGACGGAGAUUGUUGGAGGCUCUGCAAUCGCAAGUUCGGUCAUAAGCGUGGCUGCCUCCGAUUAUAAUUCGAGUUUGGAAAAGGCUGAGAAAAGUGCUGCACCAGCAGAAGAAUGUAGUUGUGAGUGCUAUGUUAAACUGUGUUUAAGCGUGGUCACACUCGUCUUCCAACUUAUGCAUCAAUGGAUUUUGAAAGGUUGCAAAACGGACACUGAAGAGGUUGGAAAAAUUUCACAAACUGCAGUGCACUUGUUGAAGUUGAUUUUCCGGGAAAACUAUCUCACCUGUCUGUUUAGGGACUCAGAAGAAACCACAAAGCACUAUUUGAGUUUAAUAUGUAACUGGUGGACAGAGCACGCGAAAUGUUUGGGAUUUCUGCGCAUUCAUGUUCGCUUCCUAAGGCAGCUGGAAUAUUCACAUUUUAUGUCAAAGCCAAUGAUUUUAGAAGCCAAUGAGAAGAAUCCUGAAUUAGAUUUAACAGAAUGGAAUCGAACCGCAAACACUUCAGAGGACGUUAAUUUAAAUGAAAUUGAUUUUUAUAACUACAUGAUUGGGAUUGAUGAUUUCUUCAGUGAAAUUGAGCGAAUGGAGGAAUACCAUUUUGAAUAGAUUUAUAUGUGUUUUGGAGCUGUGAAAGCGAAAGCCCUACAAAAUUCAUGGAAAAUUAAUACAUUUUUUAUCAUUGUAUUUUCUUUAUUUGGUUUAAAGUAAAUUAUAAGAGGCAUUCGUUUAAAAGUGCAAAAAUA